AUGCUAGCCUUAAAACCCAAAGUUCUCUCAUCAGUCCUGGGCCAGACCGUCACUGGAGGCGUCAUAGUAGCCUUACUCCUAAACGCAGACGGCUCUGUCCUAGCAAGCUCCGGCUCCGACGACCGUGAAGCCAAAAUCAUCGCUUCUGUAGCUAGCUCCAUAUGGAAGACAUUUGACAAGUCAUCACAUCUAAUACCCAGUGACAAUUCAAACUACCCUACUCCACAGGCUUCACGACGUGGUGGUGGCAGAUCCAGAAGUGGUGGUGCGGUCCCGCCCCCUGUCGUGGAUCAGUUGAAAGAGUUUGCCUGUGAUCAUAAAGAUAGGGGCCGCCUAUGCAUGAUACGAAUAAGUAAACUGCUGCUAUGUAUUGCUGCUUCUGAAGAUACCCCAUUGGGUGUUUUGAUGGCCAAGGGACGUGCACUCAGAGACUCUCUCGAAAGUCCAUUGAGCAGUAUAGGAAUAUGA
Molecule: messenger RNA, 468 nt
Organism: Synchytrium microbalum
Lineage: Eukaryota; Fungi; Chytridiomycota; Chytridiomycetes; Synchytriales; Synchytriaceae
Exons: 4
Coding region: 1-468 (155 amino acids)
Biological process (GO): cellular response to amino acid stimulus; positive regulation of TOR signaling
Cellular component (GO): Ragulator complex
Molecular function (GO): guanyl-nucleotide exchange factor activity; molecular adaptor activity
Source: RefSeq, a predicted model, not a curated record